Molecule: messenger RNA, 798 nt
Organism: Microthlaspi erraticum
Lineage: Eukaryota; Viridiplantae; Streptophyta; Magnoliopsida; Brassicales; Brassicaceae
Source: the annotation of a GenBank genome assembly
AUGCAAAUGGUCAAGGAUGUUCUAGCCAACAGUGAUAAAGUUUCAGAGGUCCUACAAGAGUCUACUCAUCAGUUCAACCUGCUUACUUCACCCACCUUCCUACCAAAGGUCAAGGAUCAAGGGAAAUUCACUCUCCCUUGCACACUUGGGCAUCUUGAGAUUGACAAUGCCUUAGUGGAUUCUGGAGCAAGCAUCAAUCUGAUCUCUCUCUCCAUGGCAGAGAAGCUAGGCAUUGCUGGAGCCUUGCAGCGCCCUACUACUUCAAUCAUGUUUGGAGAUGCAACUUCUAAGUCUCCUCUUGGAGUGUUCAAGAACUAUCACUUGAAAAUUGGAGAAUGCAUCAUCCAAACUGAUCUCACUGUGAUGGAAAUGGAAGAAGAGAAGGAUUUGCCUUGUUAUUGGGAACCCCUUUCCUUACCUAGAGGUUCAGACUUUUGUGCCACAAUUGACAGUACCAAUCUCAGUUCUAAGAGUCAUGGAGCUACAAAGGUUGUGAAGGAAAGGGUUGACAAGGAACCAAGAGUUGGGAAGGAUAAGGAUGAGAGAGGACCAAGGAUUGAGAAGCCACGUCUUGAGAGGGCUAGAGUUGAGAAACCACGAUCUGAUAGGCCAAGAGCUGAGCGACUUGUUCAAGCCCCUUGUGUGCUUGAUGAAGAGAGCCUUCAAGCUUUGUUUGAUGAGCCACUAGGAAGGGCUCUAAAGAAGGGGAGGAUGCAGCCUCUAAGGCAAGACCAGGAGAUAAAAGAAAGGAUCCACCAGCUCAGGCCCCUUCAGUCAAGCCAUCUCAGCUCACAAUGA